AUGCUGCAGGCGGUGGUGCGGCUGGUCAGGCCCCGCGCCAUGCAGUGGCCCCCGCACAUCUGGACGGGCGAACCCAACUGGCUGGACGCGUCGCAGCUCGACGCGCCGGGGUUCUGGUCCGAGGCGCUGAAAGCGGCAAGCGCCUCCGGCGGCGCCAGCAUGGGCAUGCUGCGCGUGCUGGGCGAGCGCGUCGCGCCGCUGGGCGCACUGUGGCGGCUGCUGUAUGCGGCCGUGGCAGGGCCCCAGGCGGACCCGCCGCCGCUGGGGCCAGCGUUGCUUGGCUACCACAGGCGGAGCGCUGGUGAGCUGGCGCAGCUCUCGCCGCCGCCUGACGCAUACUUUGAGCGCGUGGUGGGGCUUGUGGAGGAGCUCGUAUUUGAGCAGCGGCAGCGGGCGGAGCAGCAGCUGGGGCAACAUGUAGGAGGGCAGGCACAGGAGCGCAAGGCGCACGAGCAGCCCCAGCAGCAUCACCAGCAGCCGGAAGCGCCGCAGCUGCCUGGGCGGCAGCCAGCCGCCGGCUGCGCCGGCGGUACCGCGCCCUACCAGGGUGUGGCUGCGGCGCAGCUGGCUUUCAUCGUUCGAGGGGGCCUGCAGCUGUUGGCUGCCAGGUUCCAAACGGCAGCCCAGAGGGGCGAGUGGCUCCGCGCCGCCCCAUCGUGGGCUGAGGCUCUGAAUGCACGGCUGCGGGCACUGGCGCUGGAGGGGACGGAGGCAGAGGGCGGCGCAACGGCCGCCGACGCCGCUGUGGACGCUGCCCGCUGGGGCAUCGCGACGGCAGCGGCGCGGGCGGACCGCGUGGAGUUGAAGGCGGCCCUGCGCGAGUGGAGGCGCGCCAGCGGUGCGGCGCCGUGCGCGCCGCCGCCGCGCGUGCGGCGCCAGCGCGCGAUGCUCUCGGCGGCGCAGCUGCUGGAGUGCGUGUUGGCGGCGCUCGCAACCGGUCACACAGGCCGCGUCGAAGCGCUGCUGGCGCUCGCAGGCCGCAUCGGCGUUGAUUGGUGCACGCUGCCUGACCCCGACUGCUCUGCCCUUGGGCCCGUGCUCCCGGGAGCCUUUCUAGGCGCCUCGCCGCCCAUCCGCUGCGCCGGCUGGCUGCUGGGCGCCAAGGAAUGGCAUGAGUGGCCGUUGAACAGCGUGCUGUGGGCAGUCAACAGCGGCUGGCUGCCGCUGCAGACCUUUGUGCGGCUCUUAGGACAGCGCGACUUGCCCCCUGGCGACUGGGGCCCCGGCCUGGCCCUGGCCGGCAGCCGGCGCGUCGUGGAGCUGUCAGAGCCGCUGCUGCCAGCGGUGCGCCUAUGGGUGCUCGCCAAGUCGCUGCUCCUCUGGGCGGUGCGGCAGCCGCACGGGGCCGGCGGCCGCACACCGGCGCGAGGCGGCGUCAAAGUCGGCGGCGAAAGCGGCGAAAGCGGCGGCGGCGGCUGCCGCGGCUUUGACGAAGGCGGCCGCGACACACCGUUGGGGCUGUUUGAGUUGGCCGAGUUGCUCCAGGACGCGGGGCACGUCUCACACGUGCAGAGGCACGACUUGUUCUUCGAGUGGCGCAAUCGGCAGCGGCAGCCCCAUGGCCACCAAGCGCGCCAGGUGGCCGAGGAGUUUGGGCUGUGGGUGCGGCGCCACCCUCUGCGCGGAGCACCCGCGGCGGCGGCGCCCGCAGGCGGCGAGGCGGGCGGCGGCGGCGGCGGCGAGGCGGGCGGCUGGAGGGAUGAGGAGAGCGGCGGGGUUCCCGGCAGCGGCUGCUUGGUCCCCAUCAGCAGCGAGCAUCUGACCGACCCUGCGCCAGCGGAUGUUGUGUGCAGCUUAGACCCCGCGAUUUUUGUCAUGCCAGGCCCCGACGCCCCUGCGGCCGCCCGUGCGGCCGCGCUCCGCGCCGCGGCAGCGUGGCUGCGUGGCGCCCUCACGCGUGAGGCGGCGCUCUGUGAAGCCAUGCGGGCCGAGGCCAGGGCAAGCGUGGCGCGCAUGCCGCCCGGGAUUCCAGCUCGGUGCGCGUGGCUGGCGCCGCAGGAGCACUGGGAGCUGCUGCUCGCUGCGGCGCAGCGCCGCGACAUCAAAACGCUGACCUUGCUCUCGGAACUCGGCCAGCCGGCCGACACCUCUAUCGCCUCGGCGGCGGCCUCCAACGCGCUCGCCGCCGCAGCAGCAGCAGGCGCGCUCGACCUGCUGCCGGGGCUGCUGGCGCCCCUGGUUGCCGCCGCCGAGGCAGAGCGCGCCGGCGGCGGCGAGCAAGGCGCGGCGCAGGGUGCGCUGCUGCGAGCGGUACGGCAUGCGCGCCCGCUCACGGCCGCGCGGGACGACGCGCCGAUCGACGAGGUGGUAGAGGCUGCACUCCUGCUGCUGCGCGCCGCAGAGCACGCAGGCAGCGCGGAGGGCGAGCGCGUGCUGGCGGUCGACUGGCUGGGGCCAGAGGCGCCGCGCCCCCCCACGUUGCCGCCGUCCGCGCACUUGGCGCUGCGCGCGCCGGCGGGCGCCGGCGGCGCCGUCGCGGCGCGCGUCAAGGCGCUGCUGCUGCGCAUGUGGCGCGACAGGCUGGAGGCGGGCGAGGGCGCGUCGCCGCUGCCGCCGCCGUUUGGCGCAAGGUGGGCGCGCAAGGCGACGUUCAAGCUGGUGGCCAACGCGGGCAGUGGCGGGGACGCGGAUCUGAUGUUCGCCGCAGUGCAGUGGGCGCGGCAACUGAAUGAGUGGCGGGCGGCGGGGCCGGGCGGGGCCGGCGGGGAAGGCGGGGCUGGCGGGGUUGGCGCAUAG
Molecule: messenger RNA, 2736 nt
Organism: Monoraphidium neglectum
Lineage: Eukaryota; Viridiplantae; Chlorophyta; Chlorophyceae; Sphaeropleales; Selenastraceae
Exons: 1
Coding region: 1-2736 (911 amino acids)
Source: RefSeq, a predicted model, not a curated record